CACGUGGACGCGAGUCCCUCCCUGUGAGCGCGCACAAGUGAGUGUUUGCUCAAAGUUGUUGGCAGUUUUCUGUAGUCAUGAAUCCAUAACAGUUCAGUUUCACAAUCUUCUGGACGUUCAGUUAAACUUCAGUCUCAGUUAUUGUUUGCUAAAAUUGUCUGCACUCGGUGUCAAAUUGUGGAAAGUUUCGCUCUUAACAGUACUUUUCAACAAGAGAUUGUCGCUUCAUGGAUGGACUUUAUGAAGUAAAAUCAGCGGCUGCCUGUUUAAAGGGCUGACCCAUGUGAGGAGACUGGAGUUUGCACACACAUACAUACGCAUACACACACACACACAAACACACACACACACACACACACAUGGACGGCAUGGCAUCUUUCUCCAGCACCCGUGGCUCCAAGGUGGACCGGGCGUCCCAUCAUAGAGGAGAAGACAGGCAGGGGACGCCCAGUGACUGCAGUGCUGUGCUUGAGAAGACCAGAGAGUUCUUCCAGAUUUGUGACAUCGAGGGCAAAGGCUUCAUUACACGACGGGACAUGCAGAGAUUAAAUGGAGAGCUUCCUCUGAGUGCAGAAGAAUUUGAGAAUGUCUUUGACUCUCUGGACGCAGAUGGCAAUGGAUAUCUUACCCUUGAGGAGUUCUCAUCCGGCUUUAGUGAAUUUAUGUUUGGUCCAGGUGUGGUGUCAGUAGAUCCACAUGCAGGCAAGGAGCCAGUCUCCGCAAAGACUCCAGAAGUGCUCUACGAGAGCCAAUGGGAGGAGAAACUCAGCAGGGGAGACGAUGAUGAGGAGCAACACUUCUGCAUGCUAAUGGAGAACCUGGGGGCAAGCAACAUCUUUGAAGAGCCAGGAGAGGUGCGGAGUCUUUGGGUGCAGCUCAGAAAAGACGAACCUCACCUUCUGUCCAAUUUUGAGGAGUUCCUUGCCAGGGUCACUUAUCAGAUCAAAGAGGCCAACCAGGAGAAGAAAGAGAUGGAGACGGCCCUCAAAAGGAAAGCGGUGACACAUGAUGAUGAAAUCCAGAGGCUGUAUGAAGAAAUGGAGCUACAGAUCAAGAAUGAAAAGGACAGGAUACUCUUAGAGGAUUCUGAGCGGUUCUUGUCUCGCAGUCAGGACAUGGAGCAUCAGCUUUCCACUAAAGAGAAAGAGCUGGAAAUCCUUUCUAACAAACAGAAACGGCUGGAGAGUCAGUGUCGAGAGCUGCACAGCGAGCAGCGCGAGACGGCCGUGGAGAACGUCAAACUGAAGCAGUAUAAUGAGGACUUGAGCCGUGAGCUGGAGCACACCACCCAGGAGCUGAGUCUGGCCCAGGAGCAACUCAUGCUGCUACAGGAACAGUCCUCACGCCUGCACGAGGAGAGAGAGAUGGAGAUUUAUAGGGUUACAGAAAGCUUGCAAAGAGAGAGGGCAAGUCUUCUCAAGCAGCUUGAUUUGCUGAGGGAAAUGAACAAACACUUACGAGAUGAAAGAGACAUGUGCUAUCAAAAACCAAAUACUUCUGCUGCAAAACUCUCAUGGAAACAGAGGCCUGGGUCAAUUACCAUGAAGCACUCUGAGCGGAAGCAGUCAUUUAAGAGUGAUGAGGAUGAAGAGGUUCUGACGCAAUCUAAGCGGAAUAACAUGAUUGGCGUAAAUGGGCACAGUAUGGACCUGGAGGACAUGGUAGAUGGACGACCUCCUUCAAAACACCAGCUCCAGAGGAUCAUCUCCAUCGAGGAGGACCAUCUUCCUCAGCUCCUUCAGCAGGGUUAUCAAACCCAGCUUAGAGAAUGGAGUGAAGAUGAGGAGUUGGAGGAGGGCAUGGACCUCCAGAUGAGCAAUAUUUACCCCACAACCAGCACUCCAACCUCUGUUUCACCCCCUUCAGGAGUCGCACCCACACCCACCUCUCCCAGAGGACAGCCUGUAGGCAAAGAGACAGUCCAGUCUGAGGAAGGGGCCAGUUCAGGUCCAGAUCGUCUAUUUAAGAUUGUUCUGGUGGGAAAUUCUAGUGUGGGAAAGACAUCUCUUCUACGUCGCUUUUGUGACAACUGUUUCCACUCUGGUACAUGUGCUACUGUAGGUAUUGACUACAGUGUGAAGACUCUGACGGUGGACAACAGCCAGGUGGCCUUGCAGAUGUGGGACACAGCAGGACAGGAGAGGUAUCGCAGCAUCACUAAGCAGUUUUUUCGCAAGGCCGAUGGCGUGGUAGUGGUGUAUGAUAUCACUAAUGAGCAGACUUUCACAGCAGUGAGGCAUUGGCUGGCCAGCGUGCAGGAGGGAGCAGGUGAGGACAUUCCCAUCAUGCUCCUGGGGAACAAGACCGAUCUAGAUGGCCAGAGAGAGGUUCCACUGGGAGUGGCAGAGAAAUUAGCCAAGGACUUUCAACUGAUUUUCUAUGAGUGCAGUGCUUUUUCAAGCCACAAUGUGACAGAGUCCAUGAUUCACAUGGCAAGAGUUCUGAAAGACCAAGAGGACAGAGAAAAAGAGAAAACUGUUUCACUAGUAGACAGCCAAGCUAAGAAGAAGUCCUGCUGCUAGUAGAAAGUCACCCAUAAACACUCACAGAAACCUGCAGAUCUUUCAAACAUUUUUGCUUUUCAUUUUAAUAUGGUUUGGUGUUAAUGUUGAUCUGUUUUUCUUCCUCUUAUAUGUUCCUGUUUUCUCUUUUUGUAUGACCGCUGUGGAGUUAAAAAUAUUUGGUCUUUUUAUAUACCAGUACCCCUUUAUAAUGUGAAACGGAUGCGUUUUAUGAUAACAGUUUGAUGUAGGGCUUGAAGUAGAGCACUAUAGUUUUGUACAUUACACAGUUGUAAAGUGCGUCCCGAUUAAGGUAAUUUAAAUCUCUCGUCACACUGUAUUUUUGUAUUGACAGUUGUAAUUUAUCUUUUUAAUAUGAAGGUCUUGGAAAGUAUAUUUAAAUGAGCAAAAUAAGCUCCUACACACUAGUUUGCACAGUCGUUUGCACAAAUGUAUUAUUUAUUACUUAUGAUGAAUUGAAGAUCUUGAAUUAUUCCUUUAUUAUUCUUUGCAAGCAGACAUAUUCUGAAAAAUGGCUCUAUUUGCUGUCAUCAGCAUGAAUUUUUUUUUUAAUACACUGCCAUGAAGCGAACAUAUGGUUUGCAUAAGGAUUCGGUUUUAACAGGGUUCUGUGUCGUUCGCUUUACAGUACUGAAUAAACCAUUAGUCCAAUAUUGAUUUCAGAUCACUUUUUGAUUUGUAUUUUAUGUAUUGUGCCAACAGUACUGUGUGUGUAUAUCUGUAUUUACUAUUUAAUGCAGUCAGUGUUAAAUCAGUAAAAAUGUCUCACAGCAGUUGUUGAUGUUCACAUUUACCAUAAAUAAUUAGAGAUGCAUUAAUUGUCCACCAGACAGUGGAUUUAUGCACAUUUGAGAUAAGGCCUGUGUUUUCUCAAGUUUUUCACAGUAUGAUUCUGGAUCUGUAACUUGCGUUUUCAUAUCGAUUCACACAUAAUGUAUGGCAAGUUUCUCUAGCACAGCUACUGCAUGACCAAUGGGUGGAAUGACACUAGAUUUGAGCACAAUGUGGAUGUUUUAAAUAAUUUCUCACUUAUUUAGUCUUAUAAUUGUUCCUGCUUUAUUAUGUACAUGUGUAAUGUGUAAAUACUAAAUAUAAAUGUAUUUUGAGUGAAAUGUGAAAAUAAAGAAUACUUUGUUUGGAUUAA
Messenger RNA from Onychostoma macrolepis, 3666 nucleotides. It is a transcript of the gene cracr2aa, whose product is annotated as calcium release activated channel regulator 2Aa. Gene Ontology annotation, molecular function: GTPase activity; calcium ion binding; GTP binding. Lineage: Eukaryota; Metazoa; Chordata; Actinopteri; Cypriniformes; Cyprinidae. The coding region runs from base 360 to 2522 and encodes 720 amino acids. The record is from RefSeq and is a predicted model, not a curated record. The transcript has 18 exons.